Molecule: messenger RNA, 641 nt
Organism: Temnothorax curvispinosus
Lineage: Eukaryota; Metazoa; Arthropoda; Insecta; Hymenoptera; Formicidae
Product: pheromone-binding protein Gp-9-like
Exons: 5
Coding region: 71-556 (161 amino acids)
Molecular function (GO): odorant binding
Source: RefSeq, a predicted model, not a curated record
UGCGACAUCUUCCAAUAACCGCAAAGAUUCCACAAAACAACAUUUCCUCGCACAGAACGAUAUCAGCAAAAUGAAAAUCUUCGAGCUCUGUAUCUGCGCUUUAGCAUGUAUUUCUCUUACUUCAUCUAUGACUAUAAUAAGUCAAUUAGACAGUAAAGACGGUAAUGACGGAUUUUCAAAUUCCUGUCUUAUUGAAGCUGGUAUGAACUAUGAUGAUGGUUAUGACUUAAGAGAUAUUUUAAAUGAUAAUAUUGAAAAGCCUGAAUUUCAAGAAAGAACACAAAAGCAUGGUUGUGUCAUUGAGUGCCUCCUAAGAAAACUGAAUUGGAUGGAAGGGUCAGAACUUAAGGAAGAGAAGUUUUACGCGGAUAUGAAUAAAUUAUUUGCUGAUCAUCCCUUGCAAACCCAAGCAGAAGAAUUUAUACGUGAUUGUGUUACAAAAGUAAAACAUGCUCCGCAAGAAGGAUGCAAGAAAGGUGUUGUAGCAAUGAAAUGUGGCGUAAAAAUUGCAGACAGACUCUAUUCACUAUUGAAUGUAGAGGAUGGUAACCAUUAAAUACAACUAAAUAUCUACAUAUAUGUAUAAUAUGUAUGUAUAAAAAUUAACAAUUAUUCUUUAAGAACAGAAUACAAUUUUAAUA